Molecule: messenger RNA, 8360 nt
Organism: Paramuricea clavata
Lineage: Eukaryota; Metazoa; Cnidaria; Anthozoa; Malacalcyonacea; Plexauridae
Source: the annotation of a GenBank genome assembly
AAAUUGUGGAGCGAAUUAUAUUUUGGAAUGUGAACUUCAACUAUACAUUAAAAAAAUUAAAAAAAUUAAGUUCAUUUACUCGAGUUUCACGCCUAUAUUGGCGAUCAUCAGACUGCCUGUCCGUAUUAAAACGUCCUUAUUUAUACCUAUUUUAAACUAUAUAAAAUUAGCAUAAACCUUUACAUAAUUACAAUUACAAUUAAAAUUAUUUACGUUACAUUACUAGCAUAAAACUUGUUUUCUUAAAACAAGUUUCUUUUUAACAAGUUUCUUUUUUAAAACUUUUUUUCUUUUUUAAAAGAGGGCUUAUUUCGUCGUUAUACCGAUUACCAUGCACAUAAUUUACUAUUUUAGAUCUACGUACCAGUUUCAGAAAGAAGAGAUAUAGAACAAUAUUAUAAAAAGAGGACGGUUAGAAAGCUUAUCGAGUACACGGGAGAUCAAGUAAGUCUUCCGAGGCAAAAAAUGCAACCUCACUUUAUCAGUUUAGGCGUUGCAUUGCCAUGCAAUCUGGGCGAUAUCUAAUAAAACACUGCGGCUCAUGUUUUAAAUUGUAUACAUAACCUAAUGCAUAUAGUAGUUGUAGUUAAAUAUUUGGAAUUAUUAGCAAUAAUAUAUUACGCCCCUACUGUAAACCAGUUUAGUUUGUAUUUUUAAAAAGUUGAGAGAGGCUAGCGUGAUGAAAUAAAAACCAUAUACCUACAAUCCUGGUCAAAAAUAUUGGCGCACUUGACACUGACUGUGCGAAAUUUGACUCCCCACAUCAAUAACAAGCAUAGCAACCCCCUCUUCCCCCGUUCAAUGUUGCGUGUAGUGUGUUAUACGUCCAAGGUGUUACACAACAUUGAUAAGGGGGAUAGGGGGUGUUUGGACAUGAAAUUUUGCAUAAAAUGGGCAAGUAUGUAUGUGGUAGUCAGAAAUGAAGUAAAGGUUAUGCUAUUUCGACUAAGUGCGCCAAGGAUUUUUGACCAGGAUUGUAUGUAUAUAUUUUUUAUUUAUCAAUGAUUUUACAACAUGUAAAUGUCUCUGAUGUAUAGUUCUACUCAAAUCUUGUUUCUACCAUUUUAGAUUGAUUGGUUACAUUUUCUGGAAAGUAUUUUCAACACCUAUGAUUACAAAAUAACGAACGACAGUGUUGUUGUAGUUUUUGCCUUGGAUUACCUCAAAAAUGUGUCCGCGUUGAUCAAAAAAACAAAUACAACGUAAGUUUUACCUUUAUUAUAGGGGAAGAAGAUAUUUCGGAAAUAUCAUCAACUCGAACCGACUUGACCACGUAGCUCAGUUGGCAGAGCAUUGGACUAGCAAUGGUCGCGGGUUCGAUUCCCACCGUGGCCAAGCAUAACUUUUCAGCUUGCCCAGUGUGGAUGCACACUCAGAGUAACAUCACAAACAUCAUAUUCACCUGAGUACACAACACCAACACACACAAAAUACUGACACAUUUUUUUGUAAAAUUAUAUCAGUACUGUUGCAAACUACAUGAUGUGGCGAGUCAUAAGUAACUACAUGAGCAAACUCUCAGACGACUUCGACAAGGUAAUUCUGGAAUAUAGAAAAGCAAAGAGUGGUGCGGUGGAAGAGGAACCACAGUGGCGAAGGUGCUUGUCUGCUACAGCUAGUGCAUUUGGAAUGCCUCUUGGUCUCAUGUAUAUCAAUGAGAAAUUUAGCGGAGCAAGUAAGAAACAGGUAAGCAAGGUAUUAAAGAAAUUCCUUUAUACAAACUAGCCUGAGUAACAAGCCCUAAAUUGCCUUCCUUAAGUGAGGGUGGAUCGAAAGGAAAAGAAGGCCGGACGCAAAUCUCCGUUUGGCCGUAUGUAAAACAGCCAAAAUCCGGCUUUUCACCAACGGAAAACCGCCCGCUGCCGUCUUUCAUCAGGAACCCUGUUUAUUACUACAAUUUUAUUUCUGUCUAUAAACACAGAUAGAAGAAUUAAUCACAGAAAUUCAGCACAUUUUCAUUUCAAACUUGGACAGUGUUGACUGGAUGGACGAAGAGACAAAGAAGAAAGCACAAGAUAAGGUACUAUAUAUAGUUUAGUGAAUAAAAGAUUACCUCAAAUUUUCAGUUUACCAAAUGUUUUUCUCCGGAUUAUUUUUUGCUUUAUAUUCUCCAGUGAAUUACACCUUGUUCAUACCCAGAUUCACAAAUUUUGAAUAAUAUUUAAGAAAUAUGAACAUUAUCCGCGUUUCUAUACAUGCAGUUAUCUGCCUCGUCCCCAGGCGCUAAUAAAAAAAUUUCAUGCGAGACUAUUGCGAGUCACUAUAUGAAAUGUUUACAUGAACUAGUGCGUCACAUUAUAGGCGCGCGAAGGGGAGUGGGAUAUGAGCGUUCGAUGCCCCAAGCCCACAACUCCCUGCGCUUGUUCGUCGCGAUGCACUACUUCAUGUAAACCUUUCAUAUAGUGACUCGCAUGAAAUUUUUUUAUUAGCGCCUGGGGACGAGGCAGUGCAGUUAUAGAAAUACCCGUGGAAGUUUGGAAGAACGAUUUGGAAUUCAAAACCCGAAGAAGUUUGGAAUUUCGAGUUCUCCCAAACUACCACAAGUGUUUCUAUACUUGUUGUUCCACUUAAUCUAAUAAAAUGAAUACUUAUAACAAUUUGCAGCUUUGUACUUGUGGUUUGCUCUGGUUAAAUCAUCCUUAAUAUAUUUAAAAAAGUCUUCAAAAAUAAGGCCAUUUAGCCAUAGAUCCACAAGUGAUAUACUCUCUACGCUUUUCCAGUGUUGGCCAUUUUAAUAAACACAGGAAAAAUGUUUUCUAUUUCUUCUAUAAUAUCAUUCAAAAAGCUUUUUAUAGUUAUUUUUUAUAUCACCUAAUUUGUGAAUUCUCAUCAGACACCUGAGCAUAAAAUCCUCUCGAGGUUGCCAUUUGCUCGUGAAUUUCACCACAAAAUAGUCAAGUUCUCCUUUUUUAAACUGAAAAUUCGCUUUUUGUCCCGUGGUUUCUUCAUUUCGUUGUCAAAAUUAGUAAUAUCAGUCUUUUCGAUUGUAGAACGUGUUAAAAUUGUUUUGUUUACGUUGUCAAAAUCAAAGCUGCGAGAUGGGAAAUUUCCUAUGUUUCCAUAAUUAUAGAAAAACGCUCUCGACCAAUCAGCGAGCGCGUACUAUAAAUGUUAAAUUAUAAAAAUUAUAAAAAAUAUUUAUCUUACUCAUUCAAGGCUAAAGCAAUAUUGGAAAACAUUGGCUAUCCCGAAUACAUCAAAAAUAAAACUGCCUUGGCGCAAAAAUAUGAUGGGGUAAGGUCACGGUUUAAAUCAGGUUUGACACACAUUUUAAAGUUUUGAGAUGCCAUAUUGGUUUAUAUAUUUUUAGCUGGAGCUAACAGAAGAUUACUUCGACAACGUUUUAAAGAAGUCCGCGUUCUCUGCGAGGGAGAAUUAUAAAAAAAUAAAAAAACCUGUCAGCAACAAAGAGUAAGAUCUUUUUGGUUAUUUGUUAUUUUUAAUAAUAAUAGUGUGAUUGAUACUAUUUCAUACUCUGACGCCAUCUUCGCGCCACGCACGCCUUCAAACUUCGAAAAAGGCGCGAAGAUUAGAUUAUAUCUAUCAGGCGUUAAAGCAACCCUAUUUAUUUUGUAUUGGUGUAAUAUGCAAUUUUCUAUCGUUGUUAGAUGGUAUAUGCGACCGCAAGAAGUGAACGCAUACUACUCAUCCACGAAAAAUAAGAUUGGUAAGAUGGUUGUUGUAAUUAAUGGUUUACAAAAAGGAAGCACAUAUAGCGCUGUAUUUUGAUUCUUAUAUCGUAGCACCACAAGAUACACUUGGACUGGCCUAUGCAGGACUCGCAUUACUGACUUUAAUAAUGAAAGGAAACACGCAGACGUUAAUAAAGGGUCCAACUUGUUUCCCUGAUAUACUCCACAUGUAACUGCUAAACUAAUAUGAUUCUGACUAUUUGUUGUUUAUAAGAUUUGGUCUAUGGAAACACCAUGUAAUUGUUAUUGCAAAGCUUUCAAUCGUAAGCACGGAUGAUCGUCAGUGCAUAUAUUGAAUAAAUAAUAUAUACACAUAAUUUGUUGUUUAUUUCUGUAUUAAUUUCUUACUUAUUUUACUGCUAGUAUUCCCUGCUGGUAUUUUACAAUCUCCAUUUUACAACAAGGAUCGACCAAGGUACCAAUUAUAUAUAGCGCAUAAAGUUUACUGAUAAAAUUUACUAGAAAUAGGGCCUAACACUAUUUGGGUUACUUUAUUUUACUGGUAAAAUUUCCUGGAUAUUAUCUCACAUCCUACCAUAAUCUGGUUAAUGUAACCAGGAAUCUGGUUAUAUUUAACCAGAACGUCCUUGUUAAAAUAAUCAGACUAUGUUCGGUGAAUCAGGGACUCCUGUAUUGUUAUAUGUUUGGUCAAAUUAACAGACUAUGGUGGGAAGUUAAAAUAACCAGGUAAUAUAACCAAUCCAAAUAGGGUUAUUUCUAUAGGUUAUAGUCAGUUUUAUGGUCGUUUCGUCCCCCUUCACGUUUCGUCCCCAACACAGACAUCACCCGAAAAUUGGUAGGACUAAUUUUGGCGACAUUUUGCAUCAUAGCGCUCGUGUAAGGAAGCAAAAAACUUAAAAAAUCUUAGGUUUUGUCAUGUGUGUUGAAGAUUACCACAAACUGACACAAACACAUUUUUUAAUCCAGUCCCCCCUCGACGAACUGACGUCCGUGUUGACAAAAAUAUUGCGAUCUCAAGCUCACUAAUAGCAGUCAUUCUGUCAUUGGUCUAGUUUUCCUCAGACUCAGUUCCAAUUAAAAUAAAGUCAAGUGUCACUAUAAUUAUAAUUAUAAUAGUCACUGACAACAGCAAUAUUAAUAUUGUGAAAUAAAAGCCAAAUAUUUAAGUUACAUUUCAAAGUUUCGGAAUUUAAAUACAAAAAUGUGUAUUAUCCAGGCAUACAAUCCACUGAGAUACAAUCUCAAAAAGUAAGAUAUAUUGUAUUAAGGAAGUAGGUUAUAGAUAAAACAGUAUCUAUAGUCUGGAGACGAAACGUGAAGGGGACGAAACGGCAAAGGGACGAAACGACCAGGGGACGAAACGACCGGGGACAAAACGGCAAGGGGACGAAACGACCAGUUACCAGCCAGUAAUAUACAAUGUCACAGUUCGGUGAAGGUUUAAUUGAAUAGGCUGCCAUAAUUCGAGUGCAUUAUUUUAAUUUUUCUUCAAGGGCAUUGAACUAUGGAUCAAUUGGUGCUGUUGUUGGUCACGAAAUUACACAUGGUUUUGAUGACAACGGUAAGCAAUAAACAAUCUCUUUAAAGAAAGAACAUUGCUUAACACUCGUGGCACAAACAAUCGCCAUACACUAAAAACACUUCUGGUUAAGAUUGGUUAACCUAUAGAAAAUAACCCUAUAUUUGGGUUAACUUAAUAUUCCUAUUUAAAUGUCAUGGUUAUUUUAACCUACAGUAGUCUAGUUGUACAUUUGGUGAUAACUGUACUUCCGUUUACAAUGCUAAUUUCAAAAACUAUCAAUGAGUGGUCGCUCUAUUACAUGUUAAAUUUUCAUUUGAAUUGGUAGCAUGACUAUUCUUGUAACAGCAAAAAAAGGGUGUUCUAAAACAUUUGACCUGUACUGUAUAUAUAAUAGAGUGAUGCCAUGUAGUAGAAAUGUGGAUAAAUAUCGAGAUGGAACUAAUACUGUAGUGAUAGAAAUGUAUGUCCGAAAACCCCAUCUGUACAAAAAACCAAUGCACCAUUAGUUGUAUCGACCAAGACGCCCAAAAUUUCGAUAUUGUAGAGUACUACUGUACCUAUACUGGUCUCCCACGUUUCACGUUUGCAUGAAAUGCAAUGAUUUCUUAGCCUGAUAUGCUAUUAUCCUAUAAACAGGGCGACGAUUCAAUAAGUUCGGGAACCUCAUUAAAUGGUGGAGCAAUCAUUCCAUAGAAGCAUUCAAGAACAAAACAGAAUGUCUUAUACAACAAUAUUCAGAUUAUAAAUACUUCGGUAAAAAUGUAAGUGGAUGUUUAGUGGAUGUAGAGUAUGAUGGACUUAAUUUUAUAUUGUAAAAGUGUAAACAACAUUCCUCGUGGUUUGAAUGACUUGAUUUUCCCGAAAGCCGGAUAGCGCAUGGAAUUUACAUUGUACCCUUAUUUUUUACUUGAGUUUUACUUCAUUGCAAACUUUAUACUACAUGUAUAUUUAUUCUAAUUUAAUUUAGACUAUGUAAUACUUUAAUAACUUUAUUACUUUUCAUACCAUCUUUUUUAUAUUCUAUAGUUUAUACAGUAGUUAUAAACAGAUUACAAUCUUUUAUUUUAUUUUAUAAUUUAUACACAGCUCUAAAUUUAUAAGUUAUAGAUAACUUAUACAUUACAGGUUUUAUAUUUUGCUCUACUUUUAAGAUGCUUGAACGUUUUAAAGCCCAGGUCACACUACAUAACGAUAACGAUACGAUAAGACCAUUAGGCUCUCAAAAUGAAAGUGGUAACAACUACUGGCAGGCAAAGUUUUAAAUUUUGCAAACAAUCUACAUUCGGUCAUGAAUCGAUGUAUAUUUGCUUUAAUAUAGAUAAAAGGAAAGCAAACGGUUGGUGAAAAUAUAGCUGAUAACGGCGGAGUAAAACAAGCUUAUCAGGUUCGUGUGCUUAUACAGUCAAAACGCAAAUGUAAGGAAUCAGAGACGAAGUCGGACUUAGGAUCUCGCCCCCAUGGACUCCGGAUCCUGACUCGUAGAUUCCGGAUCGUGGCUCCGGACCCAUUAUCAUAAAAGUCAAUGGAUUUCUUUAUCUGGAUUUAUCUGCAAUCGCCCACAAAAUAUAUUGAGACUUUUCGAAUCACUCCCCCCUCCCCCCCCCCAACACCUCAGUUGACUUGUCGGUACUGUACUAUAUUAUACAUGUGAAUAAUAGGGCGUGUAGGAUCAUAUAGAGUGACUACUAUACACAUGCACACAAAAUGCAUUCAAGCUUGCUGCUUUUAUCCAUGUCCUAGUUUUAUUUCAGAAUAAACCUAAACAAAAACAUAUAUAAUGAGUUAUAGAACUUAUAUUGUUAUUCUAAUUUCCAAACCCUUUCUUCCAAUUAACUAUGGUAGAAGUUAAAUUCAAAACACUAUGCUAAAACAACAUUAAUCAAAACUUAGAUUUUUCUGGAUUGUUCUUUACAGUGCAGGAGAUUAAUGUUAUUUUUUAUUUGAUUCAGGCCUAUCAGGUUAUAAAAAGAAGCUAGGUGGUGAACGAUUACUUCCAGGACUUAACGCAACAAAUGAUCAACUAUUUUUCCUUGGAUUUGCUCAGGUAAAAAAUCACAAAUGCCGACCUCGUUGCCGAUCAGGACGGCAAAAAAUUACCGAACUUGAGAUGAGAUGGGAAUAUACACUCUUCUUAAAUCUAAUAUCUGAUUCUUGUAUCUGAUAAAGGCCACGUCUCAAUAACGAAAACAAGGUUCUAUAUAGCCAAGGUGAUCUACUUUCCGGAAGCGUGUAUUUAGAGCAAAAGAGACAAGUAAACGAAUGGAAAAUAUGAUAAAAAGUUAUUACAUACAGUUAUUUCAAUAGAGUUUAAGAGUUUUGAGUAUUAUUACUAGAUGGGUAUGCAUUUUGUUCGAAAAUGUGAAUUUCCCACUAAGCACACAGUAAAUUUUUGGUAAUAAUUUACUGUAUUUCACAGGUAUGGUGUGGCAAGUCCCGCAGACAAUCUGCUUUAUCCCAAGUCGAGAAUGGCGUUCACACGCCUGGAAAAUUCAGGUACUUUAAAUAGAAAGCCAUGGUUGAUCUGUUGUUUUGGUUUAGUUCAGUGAAUUCCCUAAAACCACUAAUGAAACAAUAGUUGAGUAGACAACAUUUUCGAACUAAAACUACACAAUAUUUUGUCAAAGUGUUACUAACCUCAAAUAUGAUGUUUCAGUAUGGGUAAUAUUUGCGUUAUUUUGAGAAGAAAUAAUAUGCAAAUUAUUGACAUAUGCAAAUUAUCCUAUGACGUCAAAUUGUAUCAUGCCUAAUGGCUUUUGAAACAACUUUUGUAACUCUUAUAGAUAUAUUCUUAUAGAUAUAACUGACUUAAAUUUGUCAACAUAUAAUAUAUAUAUUUGUAGUAUUUUUCAUAACACAUACAUAUGAACAGUUUUAUGAUUUCGAUGCACGAUAUCCCAAUUGAAGUUUUUUUUCAAAAAGUUAUUCAUUGUGACGUCAUAGUGUGGAACAUUUGCUCAUAAAAAAUUGCUGUCAUUUAAAAGAACCUGUAGGAAUUAAGCUAGCUAUAAUGAGGAGUGGGGGAUACUUAAAACUAAAUUCCUGCACCCAUCUGAGUGAAUUUUCAUUUUCAAUAUUCUUUCUUUAGGGUAAUCGGUACGUUAUCAAACUCCGAAUACUUUGCUAAGGCAUUCAAAUGUACUUCGGGAAGCAGAAUGAAUCCAAAAAAGAAAUGUGGAGUCUGGUAA